UGGGUAAACAGUAAAGAUGGCGACGUCUGCAGUCGCAGAGGGACAACAAAGUCUAAAUGGGAUUAUAUCCGACCCUCAAUCAAAAAAUUUGACCGACCUACCGACCGAGUUGCUAGAACACAUCCUGUGCUUUCCAGUCCUCAAAAAUGUCGACAUUUGUAACGUCUCCUGCUGCUGCAAGCGGCUACACGACGUUUGCCAUGAAAGGGGGAAGGUCUGGGGACACCAGUACAAACUCAGAUGGCCACGAUUGCAGAGGUUUUAUCGUCAAAAUGAGUGCUGUGACUGGCUCAGAGAAUACAAAACACGCCAUAGAGUUGGCAUACAAAUACGAAGGACGGUGGAAUCGAUCUCUAAGAGAUUCUUCACAGAAGUCAGAUCUGUAACCCAGCCUUGCGUUGGCCAGGUGCUCGGAGACAGCUUUGCAGAAAUCGAGUCACUUGGGAUGCCAGAGCACUUUUGUGAAGACGAGCUCCUCUUCAUACUCAACUCAGAAAAGAGGUAA
Messenger RNA from Notothenia coriiceps (black rockcod), 505 nucleotides. Its product is annotated as F-box only protein 21-like. The transcript has 3 exons. The record is from RefSeq and is a predicted model, not a curated record. Bases 17 to 505 code for a protein of 162 amino acids. Lineage: Eukaryota; Metazoa; Chordata; Actinopteri; Perciformes; Nototheniidae. Gene Ontology annotation, molecular function: protein binding.